Messenger RNA from Pelagomonas calceolata, 1379 nucleotides. NCBI's taxonomy places the organism in Eukaryota, Pelagophyceae, Pelagomonadales, Pelagomonadaceae. The record is from the annotation of a GenBank genome assembly.
CGACGCGGCGCCCGACCAUGGGCAAGAAGCGCAAGCGCCAGCGGCCCGCGGGCGAGACCUUCACCCUCGUCGAUAAUGGAGAAAACCUCCUGGAGGGCCUGGUGCUGCGCCGCGACGCCGUCACCGUCGCGGAGGAAGCGGAAUUAUUAACCUUCAUAAAUGAUGGGCUCGCGCGCGGCCGCAACGGUUCCAUAAGGAAGCCUACGUAUUUGAAGGCAGAAGGCGCGCGGUCGCGGGGCAACCGGCGCGAGUCGUUGCAAUACGGAGGCUUCUUCGACUUCAAUCGCGGGCGGCCGGGGAAGCGAGGGCUGGUGCCGCCGUUCCCACCCAUUUUAGAGAGGCUCGUCGCGAAUCUGGUGAAGCGCGGCUUCAUCGACGCUUCAUUAAACCCCGACUCGUGCAUCAUCAACAGCUACGCGCCGGGCGACUGCAUCCCGCCGCACACGGACCACGCGGCCUACGCGCGGCCGAUCCUGACGCUGUCGCUGCUCGGCGAGGAGCCGAUUCUGGUAGGACGGUCGUUCCGGUCCACACGCGCUUGUGCCUGGGAACCGAUCGUCGGCCGGUCCGUGACGCUGCCGCGGCGAUCAUUAUUAUUACUCGGAGGCAACUCGGGCAGCGUCGCAAAGCACUGCGUCUCGGCCUGCGCCGGCCCCCGCGUCUCUAUUACUUUGAGAAGACAACCCCCGGAAGACUGGCGCCCCGACGCGUCCGAACUUAUCGGGGGAGAAACACACAAAAAGAGAAAGCCCCUCUCCGGCUCGGCGAAACGACGCAAGAAACGGGAGAAGCUCCUUACCCGGCGCACCGAGCCGUCUCGACGAACUUGACGGCUGGUAAAAACCCGGCCUCGGCGGCCUGCUCGUAACAUUCCUUGGCCUGUUCCACAUCUCUCACGAAGCGGCCCUGCUCGUUGUAGAAGCCCGUCCACCAGAGCUGCGCGAGCGCGUGCGUCGCCGCCGGCAGUCCGGCGUCGGACGCCUUCUGGUAGUACUCGAGCGCUUCUCGAUCUCUCCCUUGCUUUUGUAAGUAACAGCCGUAGUUGUGCAGCGCAUUCACAUUACCUGACGCAGCCGCGAGGCGGUACAAUUCGGCGGCUUUAUCGUCGUCGCGGUCCUGACCGAUGCCCACGUCGCUCGACAGGCGGCUACCUAAUUCACAGCGCGCCGCGGCGUCGCCCGCGUCGGCCAGCUCCUGGAGGAGGUUCUCGGCGAUGGUCUUCGUGGCCGACAUGAUGGCUGCCCUUAGCUCGGUGGUUGUGGUCUACCCUCUGGCGUGGGACGCUUGUUGGUUGGGUGCCGAGGCGUGCGGACGAUGCGAACCUGUCUGUAUUCGGCUGCCCCUCGCGUUUCGCGUCGGAGACGGGCACAAUAAAUGGG